Molecule: messenger RNA, 1286 nt
Organism: Mandrillus leucophaeus (drill)
Lineage: Eukaryota; Metazoa; Chordata; Mammalia; Primates; Cercopithecidae
Gene: NT5C3B
Product: 5'-nucleotidase, cytosolic IIIB
Exons: 8
Coding region: 91-969 (292 amino acids)
Cellular component (GO): cytoplasm
Molecular function (GO): magnesium ion binding; 5'-nucleotidase activity
Source: RefSeq, a predicted model, not a curated record
CGCGCCCGAGCGAGCCUCGGGCUCCCCUCGGACCCAGCGCGGCGCGGGGGUCAGUGGUUCUCUCGGGUCUCGGGACAGGUGAGCACCCUGAUGAAGGCCACGGUCCUGAUGCGGCAGCCUGGGCGGGUGCAGGAGAUCGUGGGCGUCCUCCGCAAGGGCGGCGGAGAGAGGUUACAGGUGAUUUCUGAUUUUGACAUGACCUUGAGCAGGUUUGCAUAUAAUGGAAAGCGAUGUCCUUCUUCUUACAAUAUUCUGGAUAAUAGCAAGAUCAUCAGUGAGGAGUGUCGGACAGAGCUCACAGCGCUCCUUCACCACUAUUACCCAAUUGAGAUCGACCCACACCGGACCAUCAAGGAGAAGCUACCUCAUAUGGUGGAAUGGUGGACCAAAGCGCACAACCUCCUGUGUCAGCAGAAGAUUCAGAAGUUUCAGAUAGCCCAGGUGGUUAGAGAGUCCAAUGCAAUGCUCAGGGAGGGAUACAAGACCUUCUUCAACACACUCUACCAUAACAACAUUCCCCUUUUCAUCUUUUCUGCGGGCAUUGGUGAUAUCCUGGAAGAAAUUAUCCGACAGAUGAAAGUUUUCCACCCCAACAUCCACAUCGUGUCUAACUACAUGGAUUUUAAUGAAGAUGGUUUUCUCCAGGGAUUUAAGGGCCAGCUCAUACACACAUACAACAAGAACAGCUCCGUGUGUGAGAACUCUGGUUACUUCCAGCAACUUGAGGGCAAAACCAAUGUCAUCCUGCUGGGAGACUCCAUCGGGGACCUCACCAUGGCCGAUGGGGUUCCUGGUGUGCAGAACAUUCUCAAGAUUGGCUUCCUGAAUGACAAGGUGGAGGAGCGGCGGGAGCGCUACAUGGACUCCUAUGACAUCGUGCUGGAGAAGGACGAGACUCUGGAUGUGGUCAAUGGGCUGCUGCAGCACAUCCUGUGCCAGGGGGACCAGCUGGAGAUGCAAGGCCCCUGAGGGCACAGGCUUCAGCCCGACCUGCAGGCCGUGGUGAGGAGUCCGCUCCCCCAUGGACACAGAGCAGAGGCCAGGGUGGCCAGCAACGGCUGGGUCCUUCUAUACCCCUCCGUCCUCCUUUCCCUGAGCACCUUCAUCACCAGAGGCUUGAAGGAGCCCCGCCGUGUGGCAGGGCACAAGCACUGGUCCUGGUGAACCUUGGACCACAGCAUGUCAGUGCUCUAGGGAUUGUCUAUUCCAGGGAUUUUUUUCAACACUUUUAAAAAUGGGAAGUUGUUCUUCAAACAAAUAUAAUGUGUGAAACAGAUCAAAAUUUU